AUGCGUUCAAUGGGACAACCCACAGCAGUACAAAUCCCAGCAAAGACGGAUGGUGCCCUCAAACACAAGGAAGCUCGCAUGGAAGAGUGGUCACAGCUGCCUCUUCGAGAAUGGCCCGAUAUGGAGCGUUGGCUGACAGUUAUGUCGGACCGGUUUACCAUUGGGCAACCAAGUGACGUGGUUUCAGACACACCAGGAGGUGGCUACGCGAUUCCUAUGACUCCUGUUCACGAUAAACCACAGACAUUGGGAGAGCAGCCCCAUUCCAGACUAGUUUCAUAUGCAUGGCAACCUAGGGAAAAUAGGGUCAGUACUGGGAAUGCAUACGAUGCUUAUCAACCUAACCCCAGGGCAAUGGAUUCGCCAGUAUAUUUUGGAUACCAGAUGGUGGAACCUGAACCCGUGCCGUCUCCAGGUAGUUCCCGAGACGGAAUAACUGGCAUCGAGGGUGCGGUCAGUGUUUCGGUGGAUGCAUCAGCAGGAGCUGGAGUGGAGACGGGGUUGAGUAAAGCUGAGGAGCUGUCACACCAUAAUCCGAGUCUUUAUUUUUAA
This is a messenger RNA of Penicillium vulpinum, 552 nucleotides long. RefSeq lists its product as uncharacterized. The coding region runs from base 1 to 552 and encodes 183 amino acids. The transcript has a single exon. The record is from RefSeq and is a predicted model, not a curated record. Lineage: Eukaryota; Fungi; Ascomycota; Eurotiomycetes; Eurotiales; Aspergillaceae.